CAGUAAAUCAAACGAAUCACAACAAGAUUCAUGGAUUUCAAUCUACUUUUAUAGGGCACAACCUAAUCAAAUACACAAAUAGGGGGUCGUGGUUGCCUACCAAUCCAAUCUUCUAUUUUUGCUCACUUGUCAGCUUCAAAGACACUAGCCAAUCAAUAGCCGCUAUUGCAUAUACCCAUCCAUCAAACUCACACUCGAUUCUCCUCCACUUCACAAACACUUCUGCUACUACUGUGCAGUCAACGUGAAUCCAACACUCAUUUGAUUUCACGACUCCUACACAGACAGCAGGCCGAGGCAAAUGGUGACUACAUCUUCUUUAAACUUGGUGUUUACUCCCACAAAACCGACACCUCUCUCGUGGAAACACUCUUUUCCCUCACCUUUCACAACAGCCAACUGUACCCACCGCCAAAAUAGAAAAGCAUAUAGAUUCGUUGUCUUUGCCACUUUAUUGGCUGACCCCAAGCCCACAGUUCUCGUCGCCGAAAAGCUCGGAAAAGCUGGUCUCGAGCUACUAAAGACAUUUGCGAAUGUUGACUGCUCUUACAACCUGAGCCCUGAGGAGUUAUGUACUAAGAUUUCACUUUGUGAUGCGUUGAUUGUGAGAAGUGGGACUAAGGUCACCCGCGAGGUUUUUGAACGUUCAGGCGGCAGACUUAAGGUUGUGGGUCGGGCUGGCGUUGGUAUUGAUAAUGUUGACUUGUCGGCUGCCACGGAACAUGGGUGUUUGGUGGUUAACGCGCCGACGGCUAAUACGAUUGCGGCUGCUGAGCAUGGGAUUGCUUUGCUUACUGCUAUGGCCAGGAAUAUUGCUCAAGCUGAUGCCUCUAUUAAAGCUGGCAAGUGGCAGAGAAGCAAAUAUGUUGGGGUUUCACUCUUGGGGAAGACGCUUGCUGUCAUAGGGUUUGGAAAGGUUGGUUCAGAGGUUGCUCGGCGUGCCAAAGGUCUUGGCAUGCAUGUGAUUGCACAUGAUCCUUAUGCCCCUGCAGACCGUGCCCGCGCUAUAGGUGUGGAUUUGUUGACUUUCGAAGAAGCUAUAUUGAUAGCAGAUUUCAUCUCCCUACACAUGCCUCUUACCCCUGCUACAUCAAAAAUCUUCAACGAUCAGGCUUUCUCCCGGAUGAAGAAAGGAGUUAGAAUUGUUAAUGUUGCUCGUGGAGGAGUGAUCGACGAGGAAGCUCUAGUUAGAGCUCUGGAUUCUGGGAUUGUUUCUCAGGCAGCACUUGAUGUCUUUACAAAAGAGCCCCCUCCAAAAGACAGCAGGUUGGUGCUGCAUGAAAACGUGACAGUGACUCCUCAUCUUGGUGCUAGCACUACAGAAGCUCAAGAAGGUGUAGCCAUUGAAGUAGCGGAAGCUGUUAUUGGAGCUUUAAAAGGGGAACUUGCUGCAACUGCGGUAAACGCGCCAAUGGUUCCUGCUGAGGUUCUUGCAGAACUUGCACCGUUUGUCACUCUGUCAGAAAAGCUUGGCAGACUGGCAGUGCAACUGGUUGCCGGUGGAAGUGGUGUACAAUCAGUAAAGGUGACUUAUGCUUCUGCCAGAGGUCCAGAUGAUCUCGACACUCGGCUUCUUCGUGCAAUGAUUACCAAGGGUCUGAUUGAGCCUAUCACCAGUGUUUUUAUUAACUUGGUAAAUGCUGACUUCACAGCUAAGCAGAGAGGACUGAGGAUAACAGAAGAGCGAUUUCUGUUGGAUGGUUCACCUGAGAAUCCACUUGAGUUCAUCCAGAUUCAAAUUGCCAAUGUGGAAUCUAAAUUUGCCACUGCAAUUUCUGACUCUGGUGAGAUUAAAGUCGAGGGAAGAGUGAAAGACGGGAAGCCCCACCUCACCAAGGUAGGCUCAUUUGGUGUUGAUGUGAGCUUGGAAGGCAGCCUCAUACUUUGCAGGCAGGUUGAUCAACCAGGUAUGAUUGGCAGUGUGGGGAAUAUCCUUGGCGAGGAGAAUGUAAAUGUAAGUUUCAUGAGUGUUGGCAGGAUCGCUCCACGAAAACAGGCAGUGAUGACUAUUGGUGUGGAUGAGGAACCUAGCAAAGAAGCGCUAAAGAGAAUCGGGGAAAUACCAGCAAUUGAAGAAUUUGUGUUUCUUAAAUUGUAGUGCGCACAAUUCCAUCAUUCUUGAAAUGUAUUUUAAUGUUUAUGUUUCAAGUUUUUUUUUUAAAAAUAAAAUGCCAUCAAGAUACUACAUUGA
Messenger RNA from Populus euphratica (Euphrates poplar), 2191 nucleotides. RefSeq names its product D-3-phosphoglycerate dehydrogenase 3, chloroplastic-like. The record is from RefSeq and is a predicted model, not a curated record. NCBI's taxonomy places the organism in Eukaryota, Viridiplantae, Streptophyta, Magnoliopsida, Malpighiales, Salicaceae. Gene Ontology annotation, molecular function: NAD binding; phosphoglycerate dehydrogenase activity. Gene Ontology annotation, biological process: L-serine biosynthetic process. The transcript is spliced from 5 exons. Gene Ontology annotation, cellular component: chloroplast stroma. The coding region runs from base 302 to 2098 and encodes 598 amino acids.